AUGAGAGGAUGGAGAGAGGUUUCUGUUGGUUCUGCCCAUAAAAGAGAGAGAGGGUGAGAUGGGAGGAGAGAGAACGAGAGAGAUGGUGAGAAGGGGCAGCGUGAGGCACGAGGUGUCAGAGCCUCUGACCAUGGCACCAGGCAUUAAUUUGGCGCCUUUCUAAAAUUUCAAAGCGGGGAGGAGGUUGCGGGGAGGAGGUUGUGCAUCAUCAAAGCCGUUGAAAUAGGAUUUGAUCCUCACCAUCGGGCGCACUAAUAGCAUAUACGCGAACCGGCUAACACAUGCAUUUUCCUAUAUAUAUAUAUGAAAAUACCACUGGGAUAUUUUCGUAGGAAAUAUGCUGGGGAAGAAGGCUCCAUGCUCGGUUCUACAACAGCCAGAAAUGCAAUUACUCCCAUGACAUUUACCACAGGAAUCAAUAUUGAGCGCUUACGGUGUGGGGACUCAAGACUAGUCGAUCGAUUGUAUAAUGACCAAAACAUGGCUUCAUGUUAAAGUGUGAGACUUGAAUUCUGAAUAUUUGGACAAGGCUAUGGUUGUGAGGAUGGAGGCCUGACUAUUCAGCAGUUAUGCUUAGGUCAAUACUGGAUCAAUUGCUAUGAAUUAGAGUUGCCGACUUUCAGGAUGAACCAGACAUUAGUUCUGGGAAUGCACCCAUUAGUUGGUGGUGGAUUUGUAGUACAGUGAGAACUUGAAAGGACUGUCUUGUUGCUGAAGCCUUUGCACAUUGGUAUGUUGUGGACUUUGGAAACAACGAUACCAAUAUGCUUGAUAACCGUAGUUUGGACCCACAUUUUUUCUUUGGUGGCCCCUCUAUGAGCUUAAUGUGAAGAAUGUCUUUCUUUAUCGGAUAAUAUUUAAAAGGAUGUCAUAUGGAACUUCCUCAAAGGUUGAUCCUUUAGGGCAUGUUUAUUUGGUGGGACUUUUUGGAAGUGGGAGCCAAAAGUCCUACCAAACCAUUUCUCCAGCAUUUGAUGGAAAAGAAAUGCCGCCAGUCCAUGCAUGUCCAAAUAUGGGCUUCUCUUUGGAAGACACUCUCCCACCCCCCAUGUAAAAAUCUCCCUUCUUCCCGAAACGAUCCUCCUUCCCUUUCCAUGCCACCAAACCCCAGCUGCUCGUAUCUCUCUCUCGGGUUCCAGGUCUGUAUCAGAUUCUUUCUUAGCAGAAUGUCAGAAUACGAAAGUGUGGUCAAGGGGAAGCUGAAGUUGAAAGGAAAAGCUUUAGAUGUUAAGGUAGGGGGUUUGAAAAAGAAGAAGAAGAAGAGCAAAAGUAGCUAUGAGUCCAUAUCUCAAACAACAUUAAGUGAGCUUUCAUCAGGAACACAAGAGCUAUCAUCUGAACCGACUCAUGAAGAAAGCGAGGAUAAGAUGGAGAGUGAAGUGAAUCCAUCCCUUUAUGAUGAUCAUCUCACACCAGCUGAAAGGCGAUAUAUUGAACAGAGGGCAAACCUUGAUGUCAAUAGGCUGGCCAAGGAAGCCGAUAAAUCACACAGGGAUCGCAUUCAGGACUUCAACCAAUAUCUUGCUAACCUCAGUGAACACUACGACAUUCCGAAAGUGGGUCCUGGAUAAUGUGCUCUCUCUCUCUCUCUCUCUCUCUCUCUCUCUCGUGUGUGCGUGUGCCUGUGUGAAACUGUCCAUGGAGGAUAUUAAUAUUGAAAAUUGAAAAUAUGUACUAUGUCAAAUUCUGAAUUUGGAUGUUUUUCCCAGGAUCUGUAUUUCCUUUUUUUGAUUUCUGGUAUCUUUUCCUCAAGGGUGCAACUAAUCAUUCCUGUUUCUGAUCAUUAAAAAUGAGAGAUUCAUGUGUAUAUUGAAAUUUGAUACCGUAUUAGGACCAA
Messenger RNA from Amborella trichopoda, 1837 nucleotides. Its product is annotated as 7-dehydrocholesterol reductase-like protein. Gene Ontology annotation, cellular component: nucleolus. NCBI's taxonomy places the organism in Eukaryota, Viridiplantae, Streptophyta, Magnoliopsida, Amborellales, Amborellaceae. The record is from RefSeq and is a predicted model, not a curated record.